UCUCCAUCUUCCUCCUCCCCCCCUCUCCCCCAUCCCCUCAAUGGCCACUCCCAUCCGUGUCUCCUUCUCAAAUGCCCCGCCCAGAGAUACACCCGCUCCCUCAUCUCCCCUAGUCCCGUCCAGCUCGAGCCCCAGCAAACCCGCCCCGCUCGGUGUCGCCCGCACCUUAUCUGCUAGUCGUCGCGGCGUCAUCUUCUCCCCGCGAAACCACACCAAAUACUUCCACUCCGACGAUUCCAUCGUUGGAUCCUCCUCCACCCAGGUUCCCGCUCUCAAAAAGCUUCCAGCAUCCGACCCCGUCACCCCCACCUCACACAGUCAUCUUCAGGCGCAGGAGACUUCGCUGCGGCAAAGUAUUCUUAAGUCACGCGCCGACCAGAUACGCAUAGCCGCCAACGUCGAAGAAGGGACGUUGAACAAUCGAGAGCCGGCUCGCCUAUUGAUCAGCGGUAAGCGGCCAUCUCUGAUGGCCCGCGAUUCAUUUGAGCUGGCGAUUGGCGGCGCUGUCAAGGGCAAGGGCAAGGGGCGAAUGUCUAGUGAUGGGGCCAGCUCAUCGGACGACGACCCGAAGCACUCUGACGACGUGAAUCCAGCUGGAUCUGGUGACGGAGACGGAGCAAUCUCGGAAGAGGAAGAGGUGGAGGAAGAAGGUGGCUUGUCGAUCAGCUCCCUUGUUGACAUCGUUUUGAAUGGCGCCGAGAACCUCCUAACGUUGGAGGAAGCAUACAACAUGCUUUUAAUCCGUCUGCGACAUCAUGUCCCCUCCGAUGACAGCUUGCUUCUUACGCCCGAACAAGAAGUCUCAUUACGCGACGCUACCCAGCCUAUCCGCGACGAAGCCCCCGCAUUGGUACGUGCCUUUCAAAGAGACGUCCUGCGGUUGCUCGGCAAACCUCCUAGCUCGGAACCAGCAAUGAACAAUCUCGAGUCGUCGCCUUUCCGGGAACUUGAGCCGAUAGAGGCUCCUCCGAGAAGUCGGUUCACACCUUCGCCAUCCCCUGACGAGGACAACUGCAGGCCUUCGCGUCAAGGCUACAACGGGCCCGAAAUUCGGUAUCGUAGAGAGGCAUCCGGCGUGGGUGCUGCCGUCAUCCGAUUUCUGGCACUUGUCGUCUACAACCCCUGUAUGAGCUCUUGCUUCUCGGAUGUCGAUCUCCAAGCGAUCCUCGAGCAAGUUCUCACUAUUACCCGCACUCCCCGCCUUCCCACACCAAACCCCAAGCGGACGUACAUUCUCUGCAUCACCUUUCUCACUCAAAUCCGCCUGCCAGCUGCUGCCGUCAAUGCUGUCAAGGGCAAGCUCGUGAGCGCUGUGCUUAAAGCUGUCCAGGAUGAAUUUCGACUCAAGAUAAGCGGCGUACAGCCAGACAAGGCUGGACCUGGGGGCACAAAAAAGGAAGGCUUGCUCGCUAUCGCCAAUCUUCUCUCCACCUACCCUCUCAUAUUCUUCCCUUCUUAUGCCGAGCUUUUGCCCAACUGCCUCCGUGCCCUCUAUAGCCCAAAUAACCCCACUCGCUACCGCGCUGCUAUGGCAGUAAAUGCCUUUGCUCGUGCCAAGCUGGCUUUUCUUGAGCACGCUUUGGAAAGCGGCGACAAAUCCACCUGGGAUGCGGCGAACACUGUGGCCAGAAAAGCCGAGUUCUUUGUCAUUUCUCAUCUGACUGGCCUCUACAAGCCUGCCAACUCAUCCGCGCCGAUGGCUCGGAAGGAUGGGGUAAGGAGGACGGAGUGGAGUCUAUUGGAAGACAAGUUCAAGAUGACUGUCGGGUCGAACAAUGACGUGCAUUGGGCGUGUAUCACAUGGGCUUCUCUAGUGACUCUUAUGGGGUCGGCGUAUGCAAAUUCGGGAUCGCUGAGGGAUCAGUACGACAACAUCAUCGACCACUCUGUGCGACGUACUACCAACACGAACCGACCUCUCCUUGCUCGGGUGGCUUGGAACCACGCCAUCCAUGCUUACUUUUCCCACGGAGCCACCACUACCAUCCUUCCCAAUGGCAAAGUCGUCCGAUCUUUCAAUGUCUUCUUCGCCACCAGAGAUAUGUCGGUGGACCGGCUGGUGGAGCAGUUGCAGAUGCCUAUCAACCACGCUUUGGAUGAUGUCCUCAACAGUGGCAACUAUACCAUCUGCAAGGUGGAUGCCGAGGACCAUCUGCUGUGGAAAAGGUCGGAAAAGCUCAAACGGCUUGCGUGGAGUAAGACCGUCACCAAGUCGGCGACGGCGCUGUUCUUCGCCUAUGUUGGCAUGGCGCUUCAUAGCGAGCAGAUACCUGCGAAGGACAUGUCCGUCAUCAACGGCUUGCCUUCGUCUGACGCUGAAGACGAUGCUUCAAUGUCUUUGACUCUCGACCAGAAACGCCGCCCUCUUCUAGACCAAACGUGGGAAAAAGUCGUCUACCCCCUACUCUACAAAAUCUUCCGUGUCUGCGGCAUCGACGACCUUACCACGUAUGGCUGGGAUCUCCUCGAGGCUUUGACAUCGCCCAAAACAGACCGAGAAGUCCCUUGGAGCCUCGAUGCCCUCGUCAACACAGCUUACAGAGGUUCUGAGGCGCUCGAUGUUGAGAAGGACAAGGACGAGCAUCUGAAAGAAUUGUCCCAACACCUCGAAAGGAUCGGGCUCAAAGCGUCCGAUGUCCCUUCAUAUGGCCAAUCAUGGAUUGCAGCUCGUCUUGGGAAGUGGUGCACGCUGUUCAAAGACGCUCUUGCCAGCAUCCACUGCAUCAACUUGCCUGCCAGUACGAAUUGGGUCAAAGAUGAUGCUGGUGUCCCUCUGAUUCCCGUUCCUCUAUCCGACGUUUGGACAAACCUCCUCACUGCUCUCCGGCAAUUGAUGGAUAACCCUACGGAUGACAACAAACCGGUAAUCGUCAGCGGCAUGCGAGUGAUCACUGCUGUAUUGAUUGAAGUCUGGCAGACUCCUCCGGGCCACAUCACUCCGAUAUCCCUCAUGAACGAAGCUGGAAAGCUUAACGUCAAUGAAGACCUUCUGAGGAUUGGUAUCACUGCACACCUUUUCGAGGCUUGCUCCAGGGUCCUCGGCAGCAACAUGACAGUCAAACUCGCGCCAGGGCAAGAUUCACCUCUGGGACUCUUACCGUACGCCCACACAGCCCUGGGCGCCGACGAGACCGAGCCGAGCAUGAAAACGACUACUUGCGCAGGCUAUCUUCUUGGCCAGAUCCUUCGAGCCGAGUUUCUCAUUACGCCCGAUGAGAUUGGAACUUUAAGGGUGCCUUUCAUGCAGCUGGUCAAAAAGGUGUUGUGUGUAGGUCUGAAGGGUGAGCGGAAGAAGAUCUUGGGGGGCCUGACGCUCGCGGAGCCCUUCUUGUUGGAAAAGUACGAGGCGCUGCAUAUGGAUAUCUGGAGAAUGACUGCCGAUGAAUGGAACAGAUGUACCGAAGAGGACAUCCAUCAGUCUCAGGCGGGCCAGUAUGACAGAAUGCCGACCAAUCACACCGGCAAUCUUCUCGUUUCGCUCCUUACGGACCCUUGGUGCAACUCCACAGUUGACUCCUAUUGGCACGCUCGUGCCACGGAAGCCGAUCUCAAUAGCUGGCAGACACUAUUGAGUAGUACCAUCCAAAGGUUCAAGGCGAAAAAAGCUGUUGUGCAUUCUGGGAUCUUGGAGACUCUAGCCGCGCAUAUGCACGACUAUAUCGAAGCUCCUGCUUGCUUCGUCUCUCCCAUGACCCUCAAAUGCCUUGCUUUGGCAAUUUCCAACAUUUCUUUCCGCUCACAGGUCAGCAACAGUCAGUCCUCGCCUUGGCACGCGGGCGACAAUUACGUCCCAGAAGAUUUCCUUGCUCUUGUCGCCAAGUCUCUUCAAUUGGCCCAUGAUCAGCGUACCGAAGUAUCAUCAGAGGCAUUGGCAUCUCUCUUUGCAAGCAUCAAGUCUAUGGUCGAACGAUUGCCCGGAACAUUCACUGCGGCUGUCGUCGGACCUCUAAACAGUGCCCUGCGGUCCUGGAUGGAAGAUAAGGACUUGGGAGAGGGUCUGCGUGCGACUCUUGAUGGUCUCAACAAGGCUCUUCUUGGCGCUUACGCCAGAGCGACGGCUGAAAAGGUUGAUAUCGAAACCUUGCGGCUAUUCGUCAACUCAUUCUCUGGCCUGGCUCUUCGACCUCAACCAGCUGGCCAAGAAUUCUUUUACGUGUUCGACAAUGUCUUGCAGCUUGGCUACGCUCAAUCACCGGUGGAGACCCUUCCCAUCAUGGCUCAUGUCAUCCGCAUGAUGACCACCCUGAUGGGCGAAUUGCCUGUUGGAGAGUGUGCCGAGCUCUUCGCUCAAAUCCCCGCUGGAUUGCUGCUUUGGUGCGAAGACGAGAUUAACAUUGCUGGAGACAUCAAGGAUGAGAUCAAUGAACUCUACCGAUUCACCCUCACAGUUCUUACCGAAAUCAUUCCUACAAACAUGCCCGCCAAUUCUGCAACUCUCAACAGACUCUUGCCUCUCUACAAAUCCCGUGCAACCGAAAUGAUCACUGCAUUCGUGGCCUUCUGGAAGGCUACUUUUGCAGACGUGCAAGGUUUGGAGUAUGAGUAUGAAACCAAAGAUUUCUUGCGAGAGAUGAAGGAAAUCUUGAGUUUGGGAGAUCUGGAACUGCCAGUCACUGGACUUGCAACCCAAGAUACUCAAACUCAGGACGACCGGUCUCAGCCCGAGAUUGCAAGCCCCCAGCAGCAUGACCAAGAAGAAAGCUUUGAGGAGUUUGUCCCGGUCUCUGAACCUCAUGGUCCAAAUGAGAACCCUGUCGAAGAAGAAUUUGUUCCAGAGACUCAAGGAUCUGUAUCUGAACCUACUCAGGCGCAGUCCUACGAUGCCGACGAAUCUCAAUUCGAGUCCCAAAUUCAAUCCCUCAAUCAAAGCGCCGAGCCCACAGUGUUAGUACGCGCCGCCAACUUUUACGGCUCGCAGACUGCUGCUGCCCCUGCGACAGAGUCCAGCAGUCUCGAAUACGAAGCGGAUGAGGAUGUCUUCGGGCCCGCUGCUCUUGCAAAGCCAAAGGGUCGCAAGAGGGCCAAGAGGGCCUCCAAGGAGAAGCAGGCGCAGAAAGUGCAGACUGCAAGGGAGGAGAAGGCCAAAAGAAGGAGAGCCAAGGUCGAAGCAAGGGAGAGCGAGAACCGAUGUCGAUCAUCUCCUGCACCAGUUUUCAAACCUUCGCUCGACACCCUCUUCCCCGAUCUCGACGAUUCCUCGGCGGACGAGUGUAUCGUUGUUCAACCUGAACGUUCGUACUAUGUUCGCAAGGGUCUCAAGCCCCCCGCGGAGCGCCUGGUGCAGGAUCACACGAAGUCUGUGGAUAUUGAACUUGAAGACACGGACGUCGAGCAGGAGCCUGAACCGAGCGAUGAUCAAGGAUUCGAAGUUGGUCCCACCCCUUCUCCUCGAUCAGCUUCUGGGCUGCCACCAGACUCUGCCAAGCAACGUGGAUCGCUCUUGUCCUCUGCCAGUCGCUGGUUAUCUCGCGUCCCUUCUCUUUUCUCCCAGAACGCCACGCCCCCAAAGAGCGCCGCGCCCGUCUCCGUACCUUCCAGCUUCCCCGAGUCUUCUCAGUCUGAGGCUGGUUUCGUCACCGAGAAGCCGCGUAAGCCAAGAAAGAGAAAGGCUGCUGCUGCUCAGCUGGAGCAGAAAGAAGGGUUCAAGCGAGCAAAGUCUACUGCUUCCACGGCCUCAUCCGGUUCGGAAAGCAGGCAGAAGCUGGUGCCUGUUGUAGAAGUCCCAUCUCGAGCUAGGCUCUUGUCUACCCCCAAGAGUUUCACGAAAGCGAAGGGCAAGGGCAAGGCCCAGGAGGCUCGGAAUGUAGGACGGUGGGAAGCAGAUGAUGACGAAGACGAUGAUUUGUUGUUGACUCCCGCAAGUGCGAGACAGCAAAGAGAAGAAGAAGAGAUAGCUUUGACAGCUGCUGGUAUGUCAACCAGUCAACAAUGGGAUGAGAGUGUCAGUGGGAGAUUUGCGGACGCACCCGGCGACCCAACUCCCGUUCAGCGAACACCGACUGCCCCUCGCCUUGCUGUCCCCAAGGAAGCACCUUUGGGCCCUUCUCCCGAACGUCGAACAACCGAGCAAAAGCAGCUGCUAUCCACCAUCGAAGACGCGAUGAAGGCGAAAGAUGCUAUUGAGGAAUUGGACUUUGAGGGGACAAAGGCGCUGCUGAAGAACCUGAACGAGAUGAGAGAGCUGGCAGAGAGGAGAAUCUUGGCUAAGGUCGACGAGAUCAGGAGGGGGCGUUGAACGUUGAAUGACAGUGUAAUGGUAGCCAUGAGUAAUUAUGAGAAUACGAGGCCGUUGUUUGUGAUAUACCGACUUGUAGAUUAGAGGGGUGAUACAUACCCGUUGUUGAGAAGAAGCCCAUGCAUAAUCUAGUAACGAUCGA
Messenger RNA from Cryptococcus amylolentus CBS 6039, 6377 nucleotides. RefSeq lists its product as hypothetical. The transcript is spliced from 8 exons. Bases 41 to 6235 code for a protein of 2064 amino acids. The record is from RefSeq and is a predicted model, not a curated record. Lineage: Eukaryota; Fungi; Basidiomycota; Tremellomycetes; Tremellales; Cryptococcaceae.